AUGGCUUCGAAAUGGAACUGAAAUCGACAUUGAAAGUGAUUAUCGCUUCAGUUUAAUAGAAGGAAGUUUGAUCAUCAACAACCCCAGUGAAACAAAGGAUUCUGGACAGUAUCAGUGUUUAACUACCAACACGUUUGGCAGCAUUUUAAGCAGAGAGGCUGUUCUUCAGUUUGCAUAUCUGGGGAAUUUUAGUGGUCGGACAAGAAGUGCUGUCUCUGUACGUGAAGGUCAAGGAGUUGUUCUGAUGUGCUCACCUCCAGUUCACUCUCCAGAGAUCAUCUAUAGCUGGGUAUUUAAUGAAUUCCCAUCUUUUGUGGCAGAAGACAGCAGACGCUUCAUCUCUCAGGAGACAGGCAAUCUCUACAUCUCCAAGGUGCAAACAUCUGAUGUUGGCAGCUACAUAUGCCUGGUAAAAAACACAGUGACAAAUGCCAGAGUUUUGAGUCCUCCUACACCUCUGACACUGAGGAACGAUGGUGUAAUGGGGGAAUACGAACCAAAAAUUGAGGUCCAUUUUCCUUACACUGUCACAGCUGCAAGGGGAACUACUGUAAAGAUGGAAUGUUUUGCACUUGGCAACCCCGUUCCAACAAUCUCUUGGAGGAAAGUUAACGGUCAUAAUCCAAGUAAAGCCCGCCUGAGAAAAUCCCAAGCUGUGCUUGAAAUUCCUAAUGUGCAGCUAGAGGACGCGGGAAUGUACGAAUGUAAGGCUGAAAACUCUCGUGGAAGAAAUGUCUUCAGAGGACAACUACAAGUGUACACCUUCCCCCAGUGGGUGGACAAACUUAAUGAUACACAAUUAGACAGUGGAGAUCAGCUCCGAUGGGAAUGUAAAGCCACUGGAAAACCAAGGCCCACAUAUCGUUGGCUGAAAAAUGGAGUUCCUCUCCGACCACAGAGCAGAACUGAGAUGGUUAAUGGUGUUCUGAUGAUCCACAGUGUGAAUGUCUCAGAUGCUGGAAUGUAUCAGUGCUUAGCAGAAAACAAAUAUGGCACUAUUUAUGCCAGUGCUGAGUUGAAGAUUUUAGCUUCAGCUCCCACUUUCCCGCUAAAUCAAAUGGGGAAAUCAAUAAUUGUUACGAAGGGCCAAGAAAUUGUCAUUGAGUGCAAGCCACAAGCUUCUCCAAAGCCAACUAUCACUUGGAAGAAAGGAGACAAAGCAUUAAGGGAGAGUAAGAGGUCAGAAGUCUGUUCG
Molecule: messenger RNA, 1195 nt
Organism: Acanthisitta chloris (rifleman)
Lineage: Eukaryota; Metazoa; Chordata; Aves; Passeriformes; Acanthisittidae
Product: contactin-5-like
Exons: 8
Biological process (GO): brain development; cell-cell adhesion
Molecular function (GO): cell-cell adhesion mediator activity
Source: RefSeq, a predicted model, not a curated record